GGAGCCAAAGUGCAGGCGCAGACAGCAUCUCCAUUGCCCGUGAAAGUGUCAGCUCGUGUGCAAGCUCCAGCUCCAGCUCCCAGCACCCCGAACCUGACGCGUUUUGCUUUUGACCUGGCCAGCGCGACGGUCAAUGGCAGCUUCGCGACCGAGCGAGUAGAAGAUGCGCCUGCGAACCCAAGCCUACAGCACGCAGCACGCAGCACCAUGGCCAACGCAGUGAGGCCGCCGCCUCCGCCUCCGUCGCUGCCCUCGCCGACGGAGCUCACGCGCUCGCCGCCCACGGCGUCUGACGACCUCACUACCGGCCGCAGCCGCACCACGAAGACCAUCUCGACGCGUCGCACCUCGCGAAGCGGCCCGCUGCUGGUCCUGGGCGACGACGAGAGGACCGCCAGGCCUGCUCCCCGCGCCAACUCGCGCAAGCGGCCAGCCACCGACGCGACGCCCGACGCCGCCAGGCCGCCCACCAAAGUCACCCGCACGCCGCAGGGCGACCUCUACCGCAGCACCAACGGCGUCCUCCAGCCGCUGGGCCUCACCGAGGACGAUGUGCCCUCGGCCAGGUCGACGCCCCGCCCCGGCAGCGCGGGCAAGCUGACCGUCCCCACGCCCGUCUCGGCCUCGGCGGCGCAGGCCAAGGACAAGAGGAGCCUGCGCAGCCACGACGGCGGGUCGCGUCUCAAGAGCGACCUCGCCGUCUACUUCUCCAACUACGACGACAUCAUCGCGGGCGCCUCCAAGCCAGCCGAGGACCUCGUCGACGUCGACACGCCCAUGUACAUCGUCGACGAGCCGCUCAAGGCCAAGACACCCGCACCCGCCUCGCCCGCCCGCACAUCACAGAGCCCCACCCGCUCGCGCACCUCGGCCGUCAACUCGCCCCUGCGCAAGCUCUCCCUGACAUCGUUCCCCCCCGCCCCGUCGUCGACCACCUUCCAGCUCCUCGACUACACCUCCAUCUCCAAAGCCGUCCGCAGCGACGACCCCUCCGACCCGCUCGCCGACGCCGUCUUCUUCACCCAGCACCGCCGCGCCGAGCGCAAAGAGAAGCAGCUCCGCAACAUCGAGAAGGAGCGCGCCAUGCACGAGAAGGCCCAGCUGGAGCGCCUGCUCGACGGCCUCCAGGGCCCCGACUGGCUGAAAGUCAUGGGCAUAACCGGCGUCACCGACGGCGAGCGGCGCGACUGGGAGCCCAAGCGCGACUACUUCGUCAAGGAAGUCGAGGCGCUGGUCGACAAGUUCCGCGUGUGGAAGGAAGAAGAGAAGCGGCUGCGAGCAGAGAAGGAAGCCGCCCUCGCCGCCCAAGAAGCCUCCUCCUCCGAAGACGACGACGAAGAAGAAGACUCGGACGCAUCCAUCGACCACGACCCCCCGCCAGAACCCGCGCCCCCGAAACCACGCCGUCCACCCCGACCCCACGGCUACCUCCUCCCGUACGUGCCCCCCGAACCCGCCGGCCCCUUCAUGUCCUUUUACGCAAAACCACAUCUGCGUGCCGCCGCGCUGGGUAGACAGCGCCACGGCCGGGGCUCCGUGGCCUUUGGCUGUGCGGUGCCCGACUUUGACGAGCACGAGUUUGAGCUGCCGGGGGAGUUCAUCGACCCGCAGUUUCUUAAAGAUAAUGCGCGGCAGCGUAGGCGGAGGAAGAGGGAGAGCGCCGUCGAUGCGCAGACGGGUGUUUGAGGGCUUUUUUCUGCAUUACUUCUUUUCUGUCCUUUUUUUCGUCGGUAUACCCUUUUCUGUAUUUAUAUGCCUGGGGUUUUGGGUGGAAAAGCUGAGGCGAGGCGAGCGUGGGCUAUACGCUUCGAUCUUUAGUAGAGGCGAAUCGAAUUGAAUCGAAUUGAAUCGAAAUGAAUCGAAAUGAAU
Dothidotthia symphoricarpi CBS 119687 is the source of this 1869-nucleotide messenger RNA. RefSeq lists its product as uncharacterized. The coding region runs from base 208 to 1686 and encodes 492 amino acids. Gene Ontology annotation, molecular function: histone acetyltransferase activity. Gene Ontology annotation, cellular component: SAS acetyltransferase complex. The record is from RefSeq and is a predicted model, not a curated record. The transcript has 2 exons. NCBI's taxonomy places the organism in Eukaryota, Fungi, Ascomycota, Dothideomycetes, Pleosporales, Dothidotthiaceae.